AUGUUAUUUGAGGAAACUGAGUUCUGGUGGGAGAAAACACGCCAAGGAUUGGAGGUCGCCGGUACUGCUAUUAAUUGGGAUAAUUUUAAGAAAGAGUUUUUGGACAAGUAUUUUCCAUCAAAUAUUUGUAAGUGUAAGGAGAUUGAAUUCUUGGAGCUAAAGCAAGGUAACAUGUCUGUGGAUGACUAUGCAGCCAAGUUUCAAGAGUUGUCUCGGGUUAGUCUUCAUUGUAAUGGUGUCAACACUGAGGGUUCCAAGUUUGAAAGUGGUAUGCACCAUGAGAUUAAGAAGUUUAUUAGAUAUCAGGAGAUUCUCCGUUUCUCGGUGUUGGUCAACAAGUUCAUGAUUUAUAAUGAAGAUAGUAGAACAUGA
This is a messenger RNA of Lathyrus oleraceus (garden pea), 372 nucleotides long. RefSeq lists its product as uncharacterized. The coding region runs from base 1 to 372 and encodes 123 amino acids. The transcript has a single exon. Lineage: Eukaryota; Viridiplantae; Streptophyta; Magnoliopsida; Fabales; Fabaceae. The record is from RefSeq and is a predicted model, not a curated record.